AGAAAAAAACUCAGUUAGUAGUUAGUAUCAACGGACAAGAAACUAUUCUUCAUAAUUUUAUUUAAAAAAAUGGGAGACCACGUUUAUAGAAGUUACGACAACAUGGAUGUACUUUUCUAUGAACAACAGACACCCACACAAUCAGGAGGUAAUUUCAACAAAUACGACAAGUCCGCCAUGAGGUUAAAUCUGCGACCUACUCAACUGACGGGCCAAGAAAACCACCGGCCGAUAAAUGGAAAAAGUGCAACUGGAAUGUUUCACCAUUCUCCCGAUAUGGGAAUAUUCAAAAUGGUUUCUCCUGAGUUAGAAAGGUUUAUAGGUAGUAACACUGGGUUAACACCGAAAGGGAAUCCCGUUCAACCUUCCUCGCCUGAAUUCCCGCUUUUCAGUCUUGUUUCACCGGAGUUUGAAAAGAUACUUGCUAGUAUACAAAAUAAAACGCCAACGCCUACGCGGAUUUUACGCGAGGGAAACAGCGUUGCGAAACAGCGCGAGGUUUAUGUUCAGGGAUUUGCCGAGGCCUUACAGCACAUUCAUGAUCAACAACAACACACGCAUUUAGAGCAUGGGAAUAACGAACAUGUAAAAAUACAAUAUCAGCAACAACAAAUGAGCGUUCCAGGUACAGUGAGCUAUGGAUGGACAGACAGACGUCAGGAUUCUCACCAAAAUUACGAAUCAAUGAGUAAAGAGAACCCUCAAUGUGACAUGGAAGCGAUGCAUUAUGUAAGCUCAGUCGAACCCUCAGAGGAUUCACAAAACGCUUUAGAUUCUACGUAUAAUCAGAUGGAGCAAAUUAACGAGCCAAAUGAACACAAACUGGACGAAACGCCUUUGCGUAGGAACCAAAACUUGAACGUUCUUCCUCUGCCUCCAAUUGAUUUGGAGCUGCAAGAAAUUGUCAAACGUGAAAGAAAAAAGCAAAAAAACCGCGUCGCCGCUUCUAAAUGUCGACGGAAAAAACUCGAACGGGAAGCUCAGCUCGAGGUUCGGGUACAACAAUUGAAAGAAAAAAAUAUUGAGUUGAACGCUGUAGCGAGCGCUUUAAGGCAACAAGUUGGGGAGCUGAAGCAAAGAGUACUAGAACAUGUUGCUUUUGGCUGUCAAUUACCUACAGUAACUACUGCAGCUUAUUGAUAAAUAUUUAUAUGAAGUGCUUGUUUCAUGUCUACCUUGACACAGCAGAGUUGUCAAAGGAACUGAGAUGAUCUUGUAAUGUACAUAAGCUUAAUGCGAUGCAAAAAACAUCAGUGAAACAGUACUGAUUAAUAGACCCCCUGCAUGUGAAGUCAAAGCAGCUCAAUUUGGAGGACAAAACAAAAGAAUUGUAAUCUCAAGAGAGUUGGAAACCUAUUGUUAUGUCCUCCAUUUGGAGCUGGAUUCCGACGUGCUGCAAGGGGGGUCUAUUAAACUAGCACCAAUUUAAUAGUACCAAAUAGCAAUGAUGAAAAUAUAGAGAACUAUUUUGCACUAUUGAGUUUAAAAAAUCUAGUACCGUUUCACUGUUUAAAGAUUUUGCAUUCUACAAUUUUCGUUAUUUCUGGGAAAUAAUUGACGAUCAAGGAUAUUUGAUCAAGAAUUCUAUUUUUACAAUUAUAAUAUUCUGCGUUUUACUGCUUGAAAGAGAAAAAUCUACGCUUUGAAAGCUGGACUUUCAGUUUAAUCCUUACAAAAGAAAAAAUAAGAUGCUUAGAGCGAAGGCAUUUAAACCGUGAAAUAAAAAUUAUUAGUCAACGUGUAAUAGUCAAAUAGACACAAAAGAAAACAAUGGAAUUGAGGUCUACUAAAGUGUGUUAGUCUAAUAUCUAUUUCACGGGUUUAAUAACUUCACUUCUAGUAGGAUGUUUUAGUAAAGCGCCAUUGCUUACUUUACAUAACCUAUGUAUUCGGAAAACCUAUAUUUAUU
Molecule: messenger RNA, 1909 nt
Organism: Actinia tenebrosa (Australian red waratah sea anemone)
Lineage: Eukaryota; Metazoa; Cnidaria; Anthozoa; Actiniaria; Actiniidae
Product: transcription factor Jun-like
Biological process (GO): regulation of cell cycle; regulation of transcription by RNA polymerase II; regulation of cell population proliferation
Cellular component (GO): transcription regulator complex
Molecular function (GO): RNA polymerase II cis-regulatory region sequence-specific DNA binding; DNA-binding transcription factor activity, RNA polymerase II-specific; transcription factor binding
Source: RefSeq, a predicted model, not a curated record